This is a messenger RNA of Biomphalaria glabrata, 2788 nucleotides long. RefSeq names its product sodium-dependent phosphate transport protein 2B-like. The record is from RefSeq and is a predicted model, not a curated record. Bases 19 to 2034 code for a protein of 671 amino acids. Gene Ontology annotation, biological process: sodium-dependent phosphate transport. NCBI's taxonomy places the organism in Eukaryota, Metazoa, Mollusca, Gastropoda, Planorbidae. Gene Ontology annotation, cellular component: membrane. The transcript is spliced from 7 exons. Gene Ontology annotation, molecular function: sodium:phosphate symporter activity.
ACAAGGCGGCUUAUUGAAAUGAAAGUACAAAACUCGUGGAAAGGAAGUACCAAUGGCAAGACAGACGACGAGAGCAGUGACUCCGAAUGCUCAUCUCAAGAGGAGGACGUUCUAUUUAAGGAUAUGUCAACGAAACAGAAAAUCAAGUUUGUCUUCACAAUUAUUCUGAAGUUGUUAUCUUUCCUUAGUUGUCUGUACGUCUUCAUUGUCUCCCUUGGUUUAUUGGAGUCUGCUUUUCAACUAUUAGGAGGUAAGGCUGCAGGCAAGGCAUUCAACAGUGGUGUGUUGUCUAACCCCCUAGCUGGACUAAUGCUCGGUGUCCUGGCUACAGUUAUGGUCCAGAGCUCGUCUACCUCUACCUCCAUUGUGGUCACGAUGGUAGGCUCUAACAUAAUACCCGUGGAAAAAGCUGUUUAUAUUAUCAUGGGAGCUAACAUAGGAACGUCAGUAACCAACACCAUUGUCUCCCUUGCUCAAAUCAGUAACAGGAACGAGUUCAGAAGAGCUUUUUCUGGAGCUACGGUUCAUGAUAUGUUCAACUGGCUAGCGGUCAUCGUUCUAUUGCCUAUAGAAGUAGCCGUUGGUUACUUAAGCUGGCUAUCAGGUCUUCUAGUCGAUUCAAUGGGUCUAAAGGCUGGCAGCAGAAGUCAAGCUCCUGACAUGUUAAAAGCUAUCACCAAACCUGUGAUUGACGCAAUAGUCCAGGUCAACGAAGACGCGAUCAGUGACGCGGCAAGAAACGUCAACAAUACAGGUGACGUAUUGAAGCGAUGGUGCAAGAGCCAGGUCCUUGAGGUCAACACUUCCACUACUCACCACGACUUUAUGGAGGUCAACUGCAGCGACUCAAGUCUCAGCAACAACCUGCGACGCAUCUGCACUGAGGUCAAUACUGGCUCCAUGGCUGGGUACAGGAAUAUCAAUUUGACCGCUGAGUGGGACACUCGGGAUGUGGUCAAUGAGACUGUCAACAUAGAAAGAUGUGAUAGUUUAUUUUCAUUGAGUGAUCUUCACGAUGCACCUAUCGGAGCCAUCAUACUCAUCUGUUCCCUGAUUCUUCUGCUCCUUGCCUUGUUCCUGAUUGUCAAAAUUCUCAACUCAAUGCUGUCCGGAUCAGUCAUUAAAGUCAUCAAGAAAACAAUCAACGCGGACUUUCCCGGACCCUUCGCAUACUUCACGGGUUACGUAGCAUUGAUAGUGGGUUGCGGUAUGACUAUGAUUAUCCAAAGCAGUUCCGUCUUCACCUCAACACUGACCCCAAUGGUGGGACUAGGGAUCGUGUCCGUCGACAGAAUGUAUCCCAUGACCCUGGGAUCCAACAUAGGGACAACGAUCACAGCCAUUCUUGCAGCGCUCUCCCAGAGUGGAGACAAAAUGAGGCUUGCCAUGCAGAUUGCAUUAUGUCAUCUCUUUUUCAACAUCUCAGGAAUCAUGCUCUUCUACCCAAUCCCCUUUCUCAGGUGGCCUGUGAGCCUUGCUAAAAAUCUUGGCAGAAUCACUUCCAAGUACAGGUGGUUCGCUAUUUUCUACAUCAUCCUCAUGUUCAUAAUGCUACCCGCAGUAGUCUUUGGGCUUUCAAUCGCUGGAUGGAUCUACCUCGGAGCGAUCGGAGGACCUAUUCUCUUCUUUUUCAUCAUUGUCAUCAUCAUCAACAUUCUGCAGAAGAAACAGCCGAGGUUUUUACCAAGCAAACUCCGUACAUGGGAGUUUCUUCCUUUGUGGUGCCACUCUUUAAAACCAGUCGACAAUCUAAUCGCAAAAGCUUUCACUUGUAAAUACUGCAGAAAGCUACAGCAAACGUCAAAGGAAGACAAGGAAGAGCCACUUGAAAUGACAAUAACCGUCGAGACCCCAGAAGUCAAGAAGAAAGACAUUUUAGAAGAGGACAAGAUGUUGAAAGAUCAAACAGAGCAUUCAAAGGAAGAUAAAGUCUGCAAAUUAAAAACAAUCGAAUCAAAUGACGUUGAAAAUUUUCUCGAUUCUUCAUCGACAGAGUUUCAGAACGAUGUUUUCGACAAAUGCAGCAAAUUUUAAAUGUUGGUUCUGAAAAAGCUUGGUUUGGUUUAAAAAUAACCUUUUUAAAUCCUCGAGUCUCAAUGCAUACUUCUCAGGGUGUUAGUAUGCCAUUGGACUAAGCCUGUAUUUGGCUAAAAAAUAGAGAAUUAAUACAUGAGCUUAUAUAGAUUCUCAGGCAUAGAAGCCGGGGCUUAUCAAAGACAGCCUUAUGAACAAAUUUUGGACCAAUGAAAUAGUCCCAUUAACAAAAAUAUAAUGAAAGUUUCAUCUUUCAAAAAAAAAUUAGCACAAACACUGACUACUGUUUGGCGCAACUUGAAUGUGAAAGUCUGUGGCAGUGAAAUGCAUUUCUGAAGAGCAAUUAAAGCGUGAGUCAUGUGGAUAAUAAUAUUAUGUACAAUAUACUGAAGUUUUACUGUAUGUUGAGUUGAAAAAGCAGUUUAUUAUUGGACAAACAUUUACGUAUUUAUUGUGAAACAUUUCCAAAGAUUUGCCAUUAUGAUGGAUGAAUUUUGUAUUGAAAGACAAUCAGAAUUAAAGUAACAAAACUUAAGAAUAACCUUUUUUUUAUUGGUUAGUGGGAUUGUUAUAUUUAAUCAUACAUUCAUCUUUCACUUAUAUCACUAUGUAAAAAAUGUAACAUUUCUACUGAUGACAUCUGUUUGUAAAUGUGUGUGUAUUUGUGUGUGUGUGAAUGUGAAUUUUAAUUGUGAAUUUUACCUGUACCGUUGUAUUGAGAUAAAUAAAUUAUUAAUUUGUAAUAAAUCUUUUU